AUGGCAUCCUCGGCGAUCCAUAUGUCCCAUCUUGGCGGUCGCGCCUUCAACCACAGCUCCAGCCAGGACUCAGAGGCCGAGUACGACCGUCUGCGUGAUCUUGCGCGGGCUGAGGCGGACAAGAAGAAAUCAUGCUUCGACAGGGCCCAUGAAGCGUAUGAGCGCGGCGAUGGAGCCGGAGCUAAGGAGCUAUCCGAUGAGGGCAAGCGGCAUCAACAGAAGCAGGCCGACUACAACAAGCAAGCGUCUGAGUACAUCUUCCGAGAGAACAACGCUCCCGGCCGCGUGGCGGAGGACACCAUUGACCUGCACGGGCAGUUCGUUGAGGAGGCCGAGGAUAUCCUCGAGGAGCGCAUCCGCUACGCCCAGUCGACCGGCCAAUCGCACCUACACGUCAUCGUCGGCAAGGGGAACCAUUCCACCGGCCACGUUCAGAAGAUCAAGCCUCGUGUCGAGCGUGUUUGUCAGGAAUUUGGCCUCGAUUAUGCCACCGAGGAGAACGAAGGACGCAUCUACGUUGAUCUGACGGGAGGGAGAGUCAGCGCGCCACCGCCGCUGCCGGCCCAGCCCAGCGGCAACUUGGGAGGUUACGGUGGUGGUGGUGGGGGUCAUUAUCAGCAGCACCAUGGCCAGAACAACAGCCAUCAUCAGCAGCAUGAGCAACAUCACCAACAACAGCACCAACCUCACCACGAGACCCCUUAUCAACCACAGCAUCAGCACCAGCAACAGCACCAGCAGCAGCAUCACCAACCACCCCAGCAACAACAGCAGCAGGAGGACGAUCUUUUCAGCUGCAUCAAGGGCUGCUGUGUGCUUAUGUAA
Molecule: messenger RNA, 825 nt
Organism: Dichotomopilus funicola
Lineage: Eukaryota; Fungi; Ascomycota; Sordariomycetes; Sordariales; Chaetomiaceae
Exons: 3
Coding region: 1-825 (274 amino acids)
Source: RefSeq, a predicted model, not a curated record